Messenger RNA from Olea europaea var. sylvestris, 586 nucleotides. RefSeq lists its product as uncharacterized. Lineage: Eukaryota; Viridiplantae; Streptophyta; Magnoliopsida; Lamiales; Oleaceae. Bases 90 to 329 code for a protein of 79 amino acids. The transcript is spliced from 3 exons. The record is from RefSeq and is a predicted model, not a curated record.
CCUUUUUCCGUACCCUUAAAAAAAUCCACCAGUUUUCUCAUUUUCUGCAUCACGAAAUUUGUUCCCUGAUAGAAAAUUCGAUUCAAUCCAUGAUCAGCGUUCUAGCUCAGGAGCGUCUGCUGGGCGCGGCACUGGGGAGCAUAUUAACGGGAGUUGUGAUUUUUGAGCAACGGAAGAGCAUUUAUGAAUCCAUUUCUCGGACUCAAUCACAGCCACACGAGCCUAUCUUUGGAAGAAGGUCUCGUCAAGAGCUUGCUCGCAUAUGGAACAAAGCAGUGGACAAGACAUUGGGACCUGUUAUUCAGUCUCUUAGUUCACGUGGAUGGUAGAAAUAUUGGGCAUAAUAUAAUUAUGACCUCUUUAUGAAAAUCAAUUUCGUUUUUGAGGCCCUUACCAAUAGUCUCUCCAUUUGUUUCUCUGUAAUUUCAUAACAUCAAGGCCAAAGUACUUCGUAGUGGAUACUGGGAAUAUCCUGUUUCAAAAAGAAAAAAUAGGUCUGUCUGUUGUCCAUUGUUGAUGUCAUGCUUUAUACAGUACUGUACAAUGCAAUAUUCUUGAAAUACCUACCUUUUUCCUUCGGCAUCUA